UAAAACCGCAUGCUUUUAUUGAUUGUCAAAUUGUGUUGACGAGAAUUUCAUAGUUCUAGCGGAAAUAAGAAAAAUUGUGUUUAUUUCUUUUAAUUUCCCCAAUAUAUUCAGUUAGUAGCUUCACAAAACAUUUCCAAAAAUGUACCUGAGAUAUUACUUGAACGAGAAUGGGGACCGACAAUAUACACUAGCGACGAUUGAUCCUAGUGGAAAACCGACAUUGUCCGCUCACCCAGCCCGUUUUUCACCAGAAGACAAGUAUUCAAGACAGAGAAUAACAAUCAAGAAACGUUUCGGCCUUCUUUUGACUCAGCAACCUGAACCUAUUCAUUGAUUCUAUAAAAUAUUUAGGUUAAGUUAGUGAUAAUUUAUGGUAUAUAUAAAAUGUAAUAAAA
This is a messenger RNA of Papilio machaon (common yellow swallowtail), 395 nucleotides long. RefSeq names its product H/ACA ribonucleoprotein complex subunit 3 (gene Nop10). Gene Ontology annotation, molecular function: telomerase RNA binding; box H/ACA snoRNA binding. The coding region runs from base 140 to 334 and encodes 64 amino acids. Gene Ontology annotation, biological process: snRNA pseudouridine synthesis; rRNA pseudouridine synthesis; ribosome biogenesis. The transcript has 3 exons. Gene Ontology annotation, cellular component: box H/ACA snoRNP complex; box H/ACA telomerase RNP complex. NCBI's taxonomy places the organism in Eukaryota, Metazoa, Arthropoda, Insecta, Lepidoptera, Papilionidae. The record is from RefSeq and is a predicted model, not a curated record.